CCAGGCUGUGAGGUGGCAGCGGCUGCAGCGGCGGAGCCGGCGCCUCGGGCCCUGGGGUCUGUUCCCCCUUCCCCGCCCUACCCCUGCAAGGGGCGUCGGGGGCGCCGCUCCGGAGGACAGGAGCACAUCCCAGCCCCACGCCCUCACCCCCGCUCCCCGGGACCGGGCUGGCCGCGGCCGCCAUACCCCGGCCGCCCGUUAUCCUCCCGCCGCCGCCCCUGGCCCGGCUGCAGGGGACUCCCCCUGUGGGCCUCGGGGUGUCCCUCGUUGUCCUUCGCCCACUGGCGCAGGCAGGGCUUUUGCCCCCGCUGACGGGCCUGAGAACGGGGUCUUUGCCCUCCGCUCCCCGCCGCGACCUCCAUUCCCGUCGCCAGAACGAACGGGGUCUCCCUGCCCCUCCUCUACAGCCCCGUGACGCAGCCAGUUUUAUUUCUGUUGUGAGACUAACGGCUAACACUCGCUUUGGGCCUUCUUUCUAGGACUAGAGUUGCUCUUUGAUUGCUGAGAGGUAGACAGGGGCGCCGGGCUUGACAGCGGGCGCACCGGAAGCCAGCCGAGCAUCCGUGUGCCUUCACAGGAUCCCUGCGUUGCCGCUAGCUGCUUCUCUUCUCGGUUUGGUUUGGUUCGGUUUGGGUACCCGGGGCUCUGGUAAAACCAAACACCGAAUCGCUCUUACGCGGCCGGGGUUACUGUCAUUGGCCUCCCGUCCCUUCUCAGAGGAUGGCGGGCAGCACCAGCCUCUCAGCAGCGGGGCUUCGGAGAAGAACGCUCUGCAGAGUGGCUUCAUCAGCCACUGUGCUCCUCUGAGAGGCCCUUCGUGCUGAGUCACCACAUCCUCCGUCCGCCUCGUUAGGUGGGCAGAACUUCUGUGCGCGGUGCCAGCGGCUCCUGACCACUCCUGCCUACUGGGAGGGGUGGGCACCCUAGCCGGAUGUUUCCUUAACACUCUGGAAUAGAGCGGAGAGGCCCUGAGCCCAUCCCGGUGCCGUGCCGGCCUGAAGCAGCCAGUCAGCAGCCCCUGCAGUAAACUGAGUGAGACGGGCCCCCGCCAGGCGCUUUCUGGGAGAGGCCUGUGGAGUUAGCUUCCUCUAGCCGGGGGCUGUUGUGUUGAUGGGGCAUGCAUGCGCUUUUCUCCAAGCCCACCUUUAUCGGUUGCUGCCAUCUCUUGGCUUAGAUCCAGUCUACAGAUGCAUGUAGUCCUUUUGGGGUUAGGUUUGACAGGAUUGAGUUUUAUUUCCUCCCGUUUUUACUGGAAGCCUCACCAUUAGUGGGUGAAAUUGAUUCUAAUAUUUACUGUUUGGAGUGAGGGUUAGAUCCAGCACCUUGACAACAGAAGGCCAGGCAGACAUUUCCCGGGGAUGCUGGGCCUGGACGCAAACACGCCUAGUUCUCUUGUUGACCUCCUUGACCCAAGGUUCCCUUGUUAAAAACUGCAGACCUACUCCCGGCUAGGUGCCCAUUUACCCACUGAUCGAUCCUUGAGGCUGUGCCCUCUGGGGCCCGCACAUGGCAGGGCCCACCGCCAUGCGACUGAGCUCAGUGUUGGCUCUGCUGCGACCAGCACUGCCCCUCAUCCUAGGGCUGUCUCUGGGGUGCAGCCUGAGCCUCUUGCGGGUUUCCUGGAUCCAGGGUGAGGGAGAAGAUCCCUGUGUAGCGGCUGUGGGGGAACCAGGAGGGCCACAGAAUCUAGACUCAGGAACUCAGCUUGACCAAAGUGAUGAAGACUUCAAACCCCGGAUUGUCCCCUACUACAGGGAUCCCAACAAGCCCUACAGGAAGGUGCUCAGGACUCGGUACAUCCAGACAGAGCUGGGCUCUCGCGAGCGGUUGCUGGUGGCUGUCCUGACCUCCCGGGCCACACUGUCCACUCUGGCUGUGGCUGUGAACCGCACGGUGGCUCACCACUUCCCUCGGUUACUCUACUUCACUGGGCAGCGAGGGGCCCGGACUCCGGCAGGGAUGCAGGUGGUAUCUCACGGGGACGAACGGCCAGCCUGGCUCAUGUCCGAGACCCUGCGCCAUCUUCACACGCACUUUGGGGCCGACUACGACUGGUUCUUCGUCAUGCAGGAUGACACGUAUGUGCAGGCCCCCCGCCUGGCAGCCCUGGCUGGCCACCUCAGUAUCAACCAAGACCUGUACCUGGGCCGGACGGAGGAGUUCAUUGGCGCAGGCGAGCAGGCCCGAUACUGCCACGGGGGCUUCGGCUACCUGUUGUCACGGAGCCUCCUGCUUCGAUUGUGGCCACAUCUGGAUGGCUGCCGAGGAGAUAUCCUCAGUGCCCGUCCUGAUGAGUGGCUUGGCCGCUGCCUCAUUGACUCUCUGGGCAUCGGCUGUGUCUCACAGCACCAGGGGCAGCAGUAUCGCUCGUUUGAACUGGCCAAAAAUAGGGACCCCGAGAAGGAGGGGAGCUCGGCUUUCCUGAGUGCUUUUGCGGUGCACCCCGUCUCCGAGGGAGCCCUCAUGUACCGGCUCCACAAGCGCUUCAGUGCUCUGGAGCUGGAACGAGCGUACAGUGAAAUAGAACAGCUGCAGGCUCAGAUCCGGAACCUGACCGUGCUGACCCCUGAGGGGGAGGCGGGCCUGAGCUGGCCCAUUGGGCUCCCGGCCCCUUUUACACCGCGCUCUCGUUUUGAGGUGCUGGGCUGGGACUACUUCACAGAGCAGCACACCUUCUCCUGUGCAGACGGGGCCCCCAAGUGCCCGCUGCAAGGGGCUAGCAGGGCAGAUGUGGGUGACGCCGUGGAGACUGCUUUGGAGCAGCUGAAUCGGCGCUAUCAGCCCCGCCUGCGCUUCCGGAAGCAGCGGCUGCUCAACGGCUACCGGCGCUUUGAUCCAGCGCGGGGCAUGGAGUACACCCUGGACCUGCUGCUGGAAGCCGUGACGCAGCGCGGGCACCGGCGGGCCCUGGCCCGCAGGGUCAGCCUGCUGCGGCCCCUGAGCCGGGUGGAGAUCCUCCCCAUGCCCUACGUCACCGAGGCCACCCGCGUGCAGCUGGUACUGCCGCUGUUGGCGGCCGAAGCCGCCGCGGCCCCUGCGUUCCUGGAGGCCUUUGCAGCCGGUGUCCUGGAGCCGCGAGAGCAUGCCUUGCUCACCCUGUUGCUGGUCUACGGGCCGCGGGAAGGGGGCCGAGGGGCCCCGGACCCGUUUCUCGGGGUGAAGGCUGCAGCGGCCGAGUUGGAACGACGGUACCCUGGGACGAGGCUGGCCUGGCUCGCUGUGCGCGCGGAGGCCCCUUCCCAGGUGCGGCUUCUGGACGUGGUCUCUAAGAAGCACCCGGUGGACACGCUCUUCUUCCUCACCACCGUGUGGACCAGGCCCGGGCCCCAAGUCCUCAACCGCUGCCGCAUGAACGCCAUCUCCGGCUGGCAGGCCUUCUUCCCGGUCCACUUCCAGGAGUUCAGCCCCGCCCUGGCACCACAGAGAUCUCCCCAAGGGCCCCCGGGGGCCGGCCCCGACCCCCCGUCCCCUCCUGGUGCUGACCCUGCCCGGGGGGCUCCCGCUGGGGGCAGGUUUGACCGACAGGCCUCCGCAGAGGGCUGCUUCUACAACGCUGACUACCUGGCGGCCCGAGCCCGGCUGGCUGGUGAACUGGCAGGCCAGGAAGAGGAGGAAGCCCUGGAGGGGCUGGAGGUGAUGGAUGUUUUCCUCCGGUUCUCAGGGCUCCACCUUUUCCGGGCCGUGGAGCCAGGGCUGGUGCAGAAGUUCUCCGUGCGUGACUGCAGCCCUCGGCUCAGCGAGGAGCUCUACCACCGCUGCCGCCUCAGCAACCUGGAGGGGCUGGGGGGCCGCGCGCAGCUCGCCGUGGCGCUGUUUGAGCAGGAGCAGGCCAACAGCACCUAGCGCGGCCCGGGGCCCUGCGCCGCCUCCGCUUACAGCCCUUCCGGCCUUAGCCGGGCAAGGCGGCGGACAGAUGGAGGGCUUGUUGCUGUAUUUCUGAAUAAGACAAUGUUAUUAAAAGUGUCUUCUGCCGAA
This is a messenger RNA of Physeter macrocephalus (sperm whale), 3975 nucleotides long. It is a transcript of the gene CHPF2, whose product is annotated as chondroitin polymerizing factor 2. The record is from RefSeq and is a predicted model, not a curated record. Gene Ontology annotation, cellular component: Golgi cisterna membrane. Gene Ontology annotation, molecular function: glucuronosyl-N-acetylgalactosaminyl-proteoglycan 4-beta-N-acetylgalactosaminyltransferase activity. The transcript is spliced from 4 exons. NCBI's taxonomy places the organism in Eukaryota, Metazoa, Chordata, Mammalia, Artiodactyla, Physeteridae. The coding region runs from base 1507 to 3843 and encodes 778 amino acids.